CAGCGCUCAGCAGGAGUGUUGAACGCUCGGCUUCGCAGUCGGCGAUCUUUCGUAUUCUUCGUUUAUUUUCUUUUCUAUUCGUUUAAUUUAUAACUCCAGUCCUCAAGCCACUUCAUAAAUGAAACGUUCCCUGUUCACCGAGUGAGUUUCGCAGUGUUUACCGGCAAUUUUAUUUUGACAGUGUCACGUGCGGGGAUCGUAUUAUUACCGGUUCCGGAGUUUUUAAGUGUUUAUAACGCAACAAGGCCUUUACUUGACGCAGGUAGAGCCGGCGGAUCCUCCGAAGGUGAGAUAGUGUCGAGUUUGUUGAUGUUUAGAAGAAACAAAACUGACAGUAACUUCAUUAGUCCCAAAAGUUCGGUGAAGAAAAAAUAAUACUUUAAUACUGUGUCGUUCCAAUAGGAUUCUGUCGGCAAACUGGAAUAGUGUACGUUGUAAAGUGAAGUUUAAAGGUGCCUGUAACUUACAACAUAACCUUAUUUCAAACAAGGCGCGUGUUUUACGGACAUGCGCAGUCCGGUUCACCGAAAUUAUUUAUAAGUGUCUUGUAAUUUUAUAAACAAACGUUGUGUCGUGUGGUUUUUGUGCCGGCCCGGGGUGCGACGCUAACGACAAGUGCACGAUUGUCAUCGGAAUCUUCACACGACGUCCAUUGUCACCUAAUAAGAUAUUCGGAUUUUUAAAUCGAAAGUAUCCGUUCACCUGUGGGAUUGUGUUUUACCUGCGCGCGCACGGGACUUCUUUAAAAGGUUGGCGCAACUAUGAUGUCCUGUCCCUUGCCCCUGCCGCUGCUGCCGGCUUUGCAUCCACAACCAACGCUGACGUCGGACUUCCCUAUUCACAUCGGCAUAAAGAGGGGCUCCGACGAGCUUCUUUCGCAGAGUGGCGUCACCGUCAUGGCGCCCGCCGCUCCACACCAUGCGGAUAACAACAACCAAGAUUCGGCCGCCAAAAAGGUGAAACUGGAGCAGAAUGUGGGCAAGCCGUCGCGCGUCAUCCACAUCCGGAACAUACCAAACGAGACCACCGAGGCGGAGAUCAUACAGCUGGGUCUUCCUUUCGGCCGCGUCACUAACGUCCUCGUCCUUAAAGGCAAAAAUCAGGCAUUCCUAGAGAUGGCAGAGGAGAUUUCUGCUGUGGCGAUGGUGGCUUACUUCGGUGGUUGCGUGGCGCAGCUCCGCGGGCGCGCAGUCUACGUCCAGUUCUCGAAUCACAAGGAACUAAAGACCGACCAAACGCAUAGCAACGCUCAGUCGGCAUCCGCUCAAGCGGCGCUGCAGGCGGCACAAGUGAUUUCCAACAGCGCGGGCGCUGCGCUCGUGGCCGGCGCCGGCGCCGCGCUGCAGCCCGCCAACGGGGGCACUGAAAUACAGGGCGGGCCGAAUACAGUGCUGCGCGUGAUAAUCGAGCAUAUGCUGUACCCAAUAGUACUCGACGUGCUGUAUUCCAUCUUCCAGCGGUACGGGAAAGUGCUCAAAAUCGUCACAUUCACCAAAAACAAUUCGUUUCAAGCGCUCAUCCAGUAUCCCGAUACGGUGUCGGCGCAGACGGCCAAGACGGCGCUGGACGGGCAGAACAUCUACAACGGGUGCUGCACACUCCGCAUCGACUACUCAAAGAUGACUUGUCUCAACGUAAAAUAUAACAACGACAAGUCGCGGGACUAUACCAACCCGACGCUGCCGUCCGGAGACGGCGACGCGCACCAGUUGUUGACCAGUGAGUUGACGCCACAGCGGGCCCGCCUCGCACUGGCCCUCGCAUCCAGGAUGAGUGGUGGUGUUUUGGCUCCGCCGUUUUUGGGGUUGGGAUCCGGUCUGGCGUCACCAUACGGCGUGGGCGUGGGCGGAGUGGGCCUGCCGGCGUUUGGCGCCCUCACUCUGACACCGGCGUCGCCCGCCCUGCGCGCUCUCGCCGCUCCACCGAUGCCUCUGGCCACCGUUCUUCUAGUCUCUAACCUCAACGAAGAGAUGGUCACGCCUGACGCUCUCUUUACCCUUUUCGGCGUGUAUGGCGAUGUGCAGCGAGUGAAGAUCCUCUACAACAAAAAAGAUUCAGCCCUAAUUCAAAUGGCGGAACCGCAUCAAGCUCAUUUGGCGAUGACGCACAUGGACAAGUUGCGCGUGUUCGGGAAGGCGAUGCGUGUCAUGCUCAGCAAGCACCAGACGGUGCAACUGCCUAAAGAAGGUCAGCCAGACGCCGGGCUUACCAGAGAUUACUCUCAAAGCCCGCUGCAUAGAUUCAAGAAGCCGGGCAGCAAAAACUACCAGAACAUCUACCCGCCGAGCGCCACACUGCACCUCUCCAACAUUCCAGCGACCGUGUCCGAGGAGGAUAUUAAGGAGGCGUUCACCAAGCGCGGCUUCACGAUCAAAGCGUUCAAGUUCUUCCCUAAGGACCGCAAGAUGGCGCUGGUGCAGCUGCUGUCCAUCGACGAGGCGGUGGCGGCGCUCAUCAAGAUGCACAACCACCAGCUCUCCGAGUCCAACCACCUGCGGGUCUCCUUCUCCAAAUCCAGUAUCUAAAAUACAUACGCAGCCGACAUCGGAAUAUCACACAAUUAUACCCCGGCCGCUGUCCACGUUUUUUAAUCUUUUAACGAUACGAUUUAUCCGAUUAAUGUCAAGUUUUUGGGCUCAAAUGAAAUGUUAUAUUUAUAAUCGAUUAUAUCGUUGACAGCGGCCGGUGUUGCCAGUCGCGUCCUCUGACAGUUGUGUCGCGUGUAAAAUGGAUUUCCUUAUCUAUAGUUGGCCGCGAAUUAGCUACGACCUCUCACUCAAAUCGAGAAUAAUGCUCGACUGAAAUUUUUAAAUAUAAUCUAUAUUACGCUUACUCGGAUCAGUCUAGAAGUUAAGUGCUACUUUUUCCUUAGUGUAAAUGUACAACUUACUGUAACUGUACAUGUUAUUUAAGGGACAUUUCACUUGAUGCGAUCCAAGGACCUGGGAUAGGUUACGUUAUAAUGAAUUGUCAUACGGAGAGGAUUUAUUUUGUGUGAUAUUCAUCUUACGUUGUUUCCAUGUUACGGAUGUUUCCGUUGUGUUUACAUUAGCCGUGUCUGUCGAUGAAUUUGUAUUGUUUGCAAUUAGAUUGCGCUAGAAUUAUUUACAUUUGUCAUUUCCCAGUGCUAAGCAAUGUGAGACAUUGUCGGUUUACGGUUAUUAUUUCAGGCUAUCGUGCCGUCUGAAUACUUUAACAUAUUUAUCACUAGUUAAAAACAUAUUUACUUUGUCACAUAUAAUUUGCAGUUAUCGAUAUAAGAUUAUAUUUUAUACAUAUAUUUUAUGCUCUAUUUUAAUAUGCACAAUUUACUAUUAUUGCAUUUCUAUUAAAUAUGGUUUUGUACGCAUACACAUUUUUUCUUUUAUAUAAUUAUGAUAAUGAAAUGCUUUAGAAAUGUGUAUGUGUGUGCAAUAUUAGUUGUAGCAACAUUUACAUAGAUUAUGUUAGACAUAGUUCAUAUAUUAUCUGUAUCUCUCUUCCAUAUCUGUUACGUUUUCUAUCUGUUCGUUGUUCCGAUAGUCUUCUCUGUUAGUUAGCGUAAUCAUUACUCCUACGACUAGCGCCUAGUGAAUAUAUCACGAUAUACAUAAAUGUUAUGUUUAGUGACAUAAUAGUGACAUGAUGCAUUUAUUUUUAUGUUAAUUUAUAUUAAUGGUAGCUGCAACAUACUAUAAAUGCUCGUGCGUACAUUUCACUAAGCAAUUAUUGAUAGAGAAAAUAUUUAUUUAUACCCUGUUAGGAGUUCCGAUGCCGUACGUUCGUGUGGCCUAGUGCGCGAUGACGGAUUCUUAGAAUGCGCGGUUCACACUUGGCCAGUAGCGCUAAAUAACUGGACUGGCAAUUAACUGGCGCAGUGAGUCCAUACAAUCUAUGGCUGGCCGCAACUCUUUAACUGUACUGGCGAAGUCUGAACCGCGCAUAAUAUUCGUUGUGAUGUGGUUCUGUGGCCGCACGACGAUGACAGCGCCCCGCGCCCCCGCGGCCGCCGCCGGCAACGCUCAGUCAGUAUUCGUGCUCUGACGCAGUUAUUUCGUUAAGGAAUCAGUAUUUUAGUUUUAUAGCUCUCCCUGUGCACUGUGUAUAUACCUAACGCUCGAUUCAGUGAGCUCUCAUUAUUCCCGGACUGUCCCUUUUCAAACGAAUUGGUUUUCACACAUCUUUGCCUUCUUAAAUUAUUUGUAAAAUGCGUCUAGUCCAAUGCAAAAGAGAUUAAGUUUUUGAAUUAAGUAAGAUCGUUUAUGUUGUCGACGUUAUAUCCUUUCAAAUUUCUCUCCAAUGUUUGAAAUUUCCUUGUUUUGUUAAUCGUUUAUUCGACAUAGGAUGGUGCCCAGCGAAGCCUAUGCUAUUAACUUAGGACCAGUUUUAAGUGUUCAGUUUUACGUCCAGAUUAUGUGAUUAGGCAAAGCAUGCGUGAAACAGAUACCUGAAUUAUGACAAAUUAUUGCAAACGUUUCCUAAACUUUUCGAAGCGACGUGCGGCUCGAAGUUUAUACUUGGACUGCAAAGAAUUACAUAUCUUCGAUGUCACAAGUAGUUAAUCAAAUAUAUAUAGCAGAUUGUUUGUUGUUUGUGUUGUUAACAUUGAACGUUAGUAAGUCGUCUUCGUGCAGCUGACAUGAAGUGACAGUUCAGUGAUACAGAUGAAAAAUUUUCAAAGACUUCCGUCAGUUAGUGACUCUUGGGCCACAACGUUACAAUCGAUCGAUACAAAAGUCGAUAUCAACUCAUUCUCUCUAAUUAAAUAGCAGUCGGUAAAAAAUUACAUAUUUACACUAUUAUAGAAUGUAUCGUAUACAUUGCGAUUUAAGAUAUAAAAAUAGAGCUUAGUAAGACGGUUAAAAGUAAAAAAAAAAUAGUUUGACGUUAAAAUGUAAGGUUUAUUAGAGGAAUUCGAUAACAAACUGUAUGAUUCAAUACCUACUCGUAUAUCUA
Molecule: messenger RNA, 4935 nt
Organism: Papilio polytes (common Mormon)
Lineage: Eukaryota; Metazoa; Arthropoda; Insecta; Lepidoptera; Papilionidae
Gene: heph
Product: polypyrimidine tract-binding protein 2
Exons: 16
Coding region: 762-2525 (587 amino acids)
Biological process (GO): mRNA processing; regulation of RNA splicing
Cellular component (GO): nucleus
Molecular function (GO): mRNA binding
Source: RefSeq, a predicted model, not a curated record